AUGGUGGUUGUCUCCGAUUCUGAGCUUAUCCGUCAAGUCUUGAAUGCACGUCCGAGGACCUACAUCAAGCCUUCCAAUAAGCACAAGAUAAUGCCUAUGGAGGGAAUGUUCAAUACGGAAGGCGAAGUUUGGAAACGGAACAGACGAUUGGGUGCACCAGCCUUCAACGACAGCAACUCUAUGGCUAUGAUUCCCGACAUGUCCAAAAUUGCUCUGAGGCUGAUACGCCAGUUGGAGCGCCUCAGUCAGGAUGGUCGCAUCGUUUGGCGGCCCGUAGAAUGGCUUCCCCUCUGCACUCUGGAUGUCUUAUGUGUCACGACUCUCGGGAAGGACUAUAAUUUCUUGAACCCAAAUGGAGUACCUCUAGGCCACCAGUCUGGCGAACUUCAGCUGGCGAUGAAUGAUUUGCUAGUCGGCUCUGGUUAUGCUUUACAACGUAGUGCCAUGCCGUGGAUUACACGAGACAGAUUCCCUUGGAACCUUAAUCCGAUGAUAAAAAAGAUGCAUUCAGGGGCGAAAACGCUGAAUAGAAUAUGUGACGAGAUCAUCAACAAAAGACGGGCGGAGCGGAAGUCGGGAAAAGGAGUUGAAAGGCAUGACUUGCUGGACAAGUUACUCCAUCUUGAUGAAGUGGACUUGCGAGGAAAUCUCAUAACGUUCCUCGUUGCUGGUAGUGACACUACGGCCAUGACCGUCGCCUGGUGUCUCUACUACCUCGCGCUAUAUCCUGAAAUACAGAACAGGGCCCGUGUUGAAGUGGACGCUCUCGGCCACGAUCCCAAUGCGACAGAGGACCUCGACAGGUUGGUCUUCGUUAAGUGUUGCAUACUCGAGGCCCUCAGGCUGCAACCACCGGCUGUGUUCCUUCUGCAUGAGUGUACUCACGACACAGAACUCGAUGGUCGCCGAAUCCCCACCGGGACGAAUGUGCUGACCCUCUUCCGUAAGGCGAUGGUGGCAGAUGCCCCCAAACGUUGGCUCCUUCCUGACGGCUCGUUGAUAGACCAAGCACGUGAACGUGAUCAUCUGGCAUUCGGUGCAGGCCCUCGUCAAUGUCCUGGAAAGAACAUGGCCAUCAAGGAGGCCGUGGUGAUUCUAACUUUGAUCCUAAAAUAUUUCAAUUCUAUUUCAUUGAACUGCUCUUCCUCGAUUGUCCGUGGCGAGGCUACCUUCACGUACGGACCACUGAAUCUCGAGCUCCAAAUGCGGCGGCGAGUUGGUUAA
Molecule: messenger RNA, 1224 nt
Organism: Perkinsus marinus ATCC 50983
Lineage: Eukaryota; Perkinsozoa; Perkinsida; Perkinsidae
Product: cytochrome P450, putative
Exons: 7
Coding region: 1-1224 (407 amino acids)
Molecular function (GO): monooxygenase activity; heme binding; iron ion binding
Source: RefSeq, a predicted model, not a curated record